This is a messenger RNA of Brachypodium distachyon (stiff brome), 2037 nucleotides long. RefSeq lists its product as uncharacterized. Lineage: Eukaryota; Viridiplantae; Streptophyta; Magnoliopsida; Poales; Poaceae. Bases 291 to 1418 code for a protein of 375 amino acids. The transcript is spliced from 3 exons. The record is from RefSeq and is a predicted model, not a curated record.
CAUCCCUGUUUCAAAAGCGAAAUAAUUUGAAGAUCUUAUUGAAAUUCUGUAAAAUUAGAAUAUCAUGGUGUCACCCUUACCCCACCGCCACCUAUCCUGGCAGUCUCACAGAAGUCAUCAGUCGUCGUGCUGCCUGCCUCCACUUUCCUCCCACCACGUCGUCCCCACACGGUUCAAAACCACGCCCGCCAUCAGAUGGUCGAUGCAACCCCCAUCCGACGGCAGCAAUUUGCCCACGACACCGCGACCCCACUCUUCCUUUAAACCCCACGCAACCUUCACCAGCCUGGAUGAUCAAGCUCGAUCAGGCACCUUCCAAGGAUUCACGGCCCCUCACCGACCGGCGCUGCAGUAUGACGGCGACGUCCAAGGCCCCGCGGCGGCCCCGAAUCCGGUCCCGCGCGCCGCCGCCGACGCCGAUCCGGACGGCUCGCGGCGUGCGCUCCGCCGCGGCCGACGAGUUGGUCCUCGCCGAGUUCCUCGAGGCCUCCCAGCGCGUCCCCAACCUCACCCUGCCCCGGAAGAAGCGCUUCAACUUCCCCGCUCCUCCUCCGGCGCCGGAAAUCUCCGUGAAGGCCUUAAUUUCGGGUGAUCCGACGGCAGCGCGAACGGCGGUUGGUGCCGCCGCGGAAGCCGGCGCGUUCCGCGUAGCCGGGGGGAUCGAGGCCGGCGAAGUGCUUGAUGCCGUGGACGCUGCGCGGGAGGUGUUCGGGGCGCCGGAGCAGGCGAAGCGGGAGCUGGGGAGGUGGUUCCGGAGGAGGGAUCGGGUGGUCGGGGAGGAGUUCUACUUGUUCUGGCCGGUGAGCUCGGACGUGGAUCGGCUUCUGCAGGCGGCACUGCCCGGCUCAACGUAUCAAGUGUUCAGGGAGAAGAUGGAGGUUGUUGCAUCGAAAAUGGAGGAUCUUGCAAGAUGUGUGGUCAGAGUUCUAUCUGAUAACGUCAGAGAUCAGAAAGAUUCUGCUCUGCCUAGAGAAGCCCCAUCGGUUCUGUGUCUAACACUGUAUAACUGUAACAAGUCGAGAACGUGUUGGGCAGAGUUUGGCAGCACCGAUCGUCCAAAAUCGUACGCUUUGAGCGUCCACCUCUCCGGACGAGAUCAGGAAAUUUGCCUCCGGAACCAUGUCGGGUCAACCUUUUUCAGUUUACCAGCUGGCUCUAUGCUUGUUACAGUUGGCAAGCAGAUUCAGGAAUGGUCCAAUGGGGAAUUCAAGAGCGCCGUUGGCGAGAUACUAUUUGAGCUGACCGAUGAACCAAGCCCGUUCAUUUCUCUGGAACUCUUGUAUUCUCCAGGAGACCUUCCUCUUUGUGAGGUUGGUCGGCACGCUAGGUGCAUUGACCGUCCCAAGACGGUUUCUUUCAGGGACCAGAUUUUGUUUGCGCUGGUUGCGCUGAUUUUGUUCUACCUCUUCUGGAGCUAAGCAUGUCCGGUACCUCCUUUUUCAUGGUGUGAGCUUAGAUGUCCAAGAAGGCUUGUUUUUACAGCUUUCUUGGAACAAACCAUGGACCUAACUGCCUGCCCUUAUCCACUAAUUGAUAAUGGACAAGCACUGCCGUGGUUGGCGGUGAUGACGGGUGGUUUGAGUCUGGCUUUGUUGGGAUUGAUUUGUUUAUAGGAUGAAGAAAACACAGAAUAAAGCGAGAUACAUACAACUUCUGGUAGCUCAUCCCAAUUAAGGAGAGUGGGAUGGAGACAUGGAGUGGAUUUUCAAGACCAGGGGGAAGACACCACCUGACAUGAAGUGGAUUUUGAUAGAUUUUCUGAACGGGGAUUUUGGUUGAUUGGUUUGCAGGUUGAGGCUUGAUUUUUCAGAUUGAGGUGUUUGUGUUUGAAGCUGAGUGAGGGUUGUUCUUGUACAUUUCUGCAAUAUGUAUGUAGCAGCCUUGCAUACGAGCUUUGUUCAUGCAUGUCGCAUUGAAGUUGAGGAAACUGUCUCCUGAUUGCAGUGUAAAACUAUUCGUUGUACUAUACCUGAAAGGAACAUUGUAUUUAAACUACAGUUUUCGAUUGCCUACUGCUCCCUGUUGUCUUGUGGCUUA